GGAAGCUUGCUUUGCAUGUCCGUAUAUCUCCGUAGGUGGCAGGGCUGGUAGGUGUUGUAGUUAUAAGGUAAUAAACAAAGAACAAAGGACAUUACAGAAUAGGAACAGGCCCUUCGGCCCACCAAAAUGACCUCGACACAUGAUACCUUUCUAAGUUAAAAACCUUUUGUCACAAUGUGGUCCGUAUCCCUUUAUUCCUUGCCUGUUCAUAUAUCUGAACAAGGAACACUUUAUUUGCUGUAGCCCAGAGUGAAAAGCAGGGAGAUUAUGACUUUAUCAACCUCUCCUAAGACUGCGGAGAGCUGUGUACAACUUCUGGAACUUAUUACAGGAAGUGUGUGAUCACACCAGUGAAGGUACAGAGGACAGUUCAAACGGUAUUUUGGCGUGCAGACUUUUAGCAAUGGGACAAGUCCGUUUUGCCGCAGGAAGUUGAUCAAACAUUUCAAUAUUGCAAUGUUACAGAGGGUACAGGAGCAUUGACGUUAAACUGAUGAAAGCUCAGCUCAAAAUUCUCCGGAUUAAAUUCAGAACUCCGUCCUCUUUUUUUUUUAUGAAGUUGACGCCCGAAAAUUAUCAGCUGAAUAGUUUAUGGACAGGAGGAGUGGACGUGACAUCAAAUAGAAACUGAAAGCUCUGAUCUCUGCUCUUUUAUGGCGCCCUUCCCGAAUUUUGGAUUUUCUUUUCUGGACAGCUAUGACACAUCAUUCCCUGGAUCUGCUGAUGCUGGAUUUCUGAAUUUCCAGAAUGCUACUUCUGCUCCAGGCUCUUAUAUGGAUCUCUCAUGUGGCUACUACAGCGGCAGAUUUAGAGGUGAUGGGACCAUUAGUUCCCAUCAUGGGGGUUGCUGGGGGCAACGUGGUCCUGGACUGUCUGUUGGUCAUGACAAAACCCCUGGAGAAUAUGGAAGUCCGCUGGAUCAACAUGGCAUAUGGCUAUAGCUUGCCUGUCCAUGCAUACAUGGAGGGAGCGGACGAUUUGACACUCCAGCCCUUGGCUUACAGAGGCCGGACCGAACUGUUUCUCGACAAAGUGGCACAGGGGAAUCUCUCUCUCAGGCUCAAGGAUGUCCGAGUCUCUGACAGGGGACAGUACAAGUGCUUCGUGGCAUCUGGCAUCGAGCACAAUGAGUUCAAACUCACGCUGGAUGUGACAGGUACAGGCCGCCAGCCCAGGAUUGAGAUGGAGGGCCAAACGGGGGAUGGCAUCAGACUGGGCUGCAGAUCCGAAGGGUGGUACCCAGAGCCACCCAUCCUGUGGACGGACGGAGACGGAGAGAACAUAGCAGCCCAGCAGCAAACCACGUACCAGCCGGACACUCAGGAACUGCUCACGGUCAGCAGCUUCAUCGAGAUCCCCAAGCAGUCCACCAACAAGUACACUUGUAUCAUUAAUAACAUGAUCCUGGAGGAGAAACAGGAGGCUCACAUCCAGAUCGCAGAUUCCUUCUUCCCCCAUGUUUCCGGAUGGCUGAUAGCAUUCUGGAUCCUGUUUGCUCUGAUUAUUGCAGCAGUCACUCUUGCAGUGUGGUACCUUCGGAAAUUACAGAAUGAGAUUCAAGGCCUCAGGAAAUCUGAAGAUAAUCUCGAAUGUCAAAGGCUGCUGGAUGUAACUGAAUGUGAGAAACUUCAGCAGAAGUUAGAACAAUGGAGACCUCUGGUCCAGUCAGAGUGGAACAGGAUACAGAGCUAUGCAGCUCCAGCCUCUCUGACUCUGGAUCCGAACACAGCGCAUCCCCGGCUCAUCCUGUCUGAGGACCGGACCAGUGUGAGCCUCGGAGACACAAAACAGCCGCUCUCUGACUCCCCGGAGAGAUUUGAUUCCUGUCCCUGUGUCCUGGGAUCAGAGGGAUUCACAUCAGGGAGACAUUACUGGGAGGUGGAGGUGGGGGAGAAGACUCUGUGGAUUCUGGGAGUGGCCCGGGAGUCUGUGAAGAGGAAAGGGUGGAUCAACGCGGUGGAGGAGACCGGAUUCUGGAUUGUGGGGCUGAGGCCCCGAAAAGGUUAUUUUGCCUCCAUCUCCCUCUCAUGGACCGCCCUCUUCCCGAGUGUGAAUCCCCGGGAGAUCGGGGUUUUCCUGGACUAUGAGGGUGGACAGGUGUCAUUUUACAAUGCGGACACCAUGUCCCAUCUCCACACUUUCACCCACACUUUCACUGAGAGGAUCUUUCCCUUCUUCAAUCCGGGAUGGAACAACGACAGAAAAAACUCCGCCCCGCUGACAAUCUGCGGGAUUAAAGGACAGAGACAUGCUAUUGAGAUUCAGCAUGAGAGGAAUGGAAGAACAUUACUGGAGAGCUAUAAUCAAUAUUCUACAUACCAGAAUGUUAAUAAAGAGUUUACAGGGUUCACUGAGAGGCAGACAAUAGGUGCUCAUAGAGAAGUGGCUACUACAGAAGCAGUGGUAGAUUUUGCGGUGAUGGGAUCACUUGAACCCAUAGUUGGGGUUUUCAGGAGCAACGUUGUCCUGGAAUGUCAAUUGGUGCCAGCCAGAAUCCCACAGAAUAUGGAAGUUCGCUGGAUCAAUGUGGCAUAUGGCUACAACUCACCUGUCCACAUGUACAAGGAGGGAGCGGACGAUUUGAUACACCAGCCCUCGGCCUACAGAGGCCGGACCGAACUGUUUCUCGACAAAGUGGCACAGGGGAAUGUCUCUCUUAGGCUCAAGGAUGUCCGAGUCUCCGACAGGGGACAGUACAAGUGCUUUGUGGCAUCUGAUGAAAAACACCGGGAGUUUAAGCUCAUGCUGAAUGUGACAGGUACAGGCCGCCAGCCCAGGAUUGAGAUGGAGGGCCAAACGGGGGAUGGCAUCAGACUGGGCUGCAGAUCCGAAGGGUGGUACCCAGAGCCACCCAUCCUGUGGACGGAUGGAGACGGAGAGAACAUAGCAGCCCAGCAACAAACCACAUACCAGCCGGACACUCAGGAACUGCUCACGGUCAGCAGCUUCAUCGAGAUCCCCAAGCAGUCCACCAACAAGUACACUUGUAUCAUUAAUAACAUGAUCCUGGAGGAGAAACAGGAGGCUCACAUCCAGAUUGCAGAUUCCUUCUUCCCCCAUGUUUCCGGAUGGCAGAUAACGUUCUGGAUCCUGUUUGCUCUGAUUGUUGCAUUAGUCACUGUCGCAGUGUGGUACCUUCGGAAAUUACAGAAUGAGAUUCAAGGCCUCAGGAAAUCUGAAGAUCUUUAUGAACAUCAAAAGCUGAUGGAAGAAGUCGAGCAAGAAAAAAUGAAGGCAGAUAAAGAGUAUGGAAGACUUCACCAGGCGCUUGUGAUCGCUAAGCAAAAAGGGAAACAAGAAUGUAAGGAGCUUCAGCAGGAGUUUGAAAAGGAGAAGGCCGCCAUUCAUGCAGAACAUGAGCAGUUCAAGAAAGAAAUUGAUGAAGUGAGGGAGUCAGACAAAGCAGAUUAUCAGAAGCUACUCACUGAAUUUGAGCAAUGGAGACCUCUGGUCCAGUCAGAGUGGAACAGGAUACGGAGCCAUGCAGCCAAUGUAAAGAUGGACCCUGAAACAGCCAACGCGAGUCUGACGGUAUCUCCAGACAGGCAGAGUGUGAAAGCUGGAGAGGCACAGAAUGUCCCCGACAACCCAGAGCGGUUCGACUCUGUCCCGUACGUGCUGGGCUCAGAAGGUUUCACGAAGGGUGCCCAUUACUGGGAGGUGAAGGUAGCUGACAAGUCCUACUGGGAUGUGGGCGUCGCCAAUGGAUCAGUGCAGCGGAAGGGCAUGCCUAACCUGUGUUCCGAUGCUGGAUUCUGGACAAUCGGACAGGACGGUGAACCAUAUGGAAUAAGUGAUGCCGAACGCUCCAAAAUCACUGUAACGACCAGGCCUGAAACAAUUGGGGUGUUCUUGGAGAUGGAGGCAAGAAGGGUGUCUUUUUACAAUGCCGAUGACAUGUUCCAUCUCUACACAUUUCAAGGCAACUUCUCAGAUAAAGUCUACCCGUUCUUUUGGCCUGGCUGGGACAAGUCACCCUUAACUAUCUGUCCAGUCAAGAGCUAGUUAACUCUUGUAUCAUUGUACGUUAAUGGGUUGGCCUGAUCCAAGUUUUUUUGGCCAAUGAGUGACUCAUUAACACGUACUCUGGAAGGGUUUAUACUUUUAAAGUACCUUUCAAAUGGUCUGUAACUGUGAGCUUCAUGGCAAAGCAAUGACCAAGAUCAGAUGCACAUUGGUCAGGAAUAUAUAAUAUGGCCAGUUUCUAUGGGAAACACACUGAUCAGAUUCUUUGAUUGGUCAUUAGUCCCACAAGUUUUGAAGUGGAGGCAUCCAAAAAAGCUCAUUCUCUGAGGAUUUCUAUGUCAUAGUGAAACAAAAUGACACAGAAAGAAUCACCAUGAGCUUCACAAGCCAAGGAACUCUCAUCAGCUCGUAUUUGUUUGAUGUAUGUGUCAGAAAGAAAACACCUGCACAGAUGUUUCUUGCAUCAAUGCAUCUAAAGUCAGUUUAAGUUGUUUGAAGAUGGAAAAUUACUACAAUGAUGGCUUUUUUGAUAACUGAAUGUUUACUAUUGUAAAAUAAGAGAGCGAAAACAAAAUUAUAAUGUUACUCAGCUCACUACUAAUGAGGACAUAUUGUCCCUAAUGUGAGCAGAAUACCAUCCAGCCCAUUCAGGAACAAUAGGGCUGUUCUAUAUAAAUCAUGUUGCGCCACACAUGCACUGCACUCAAAGGACUAACAGAUGAUUGCUUUUUCUAUGUAAUCCACUGAAUUUUGUAAUGUGUUAUUUACAAUACACUACUUACAAUAUCCAUUCAUGACUUGAAUGAGGGAAACAAAUGAAUUGUGAAUAUUUGUGAAUGGGAUCACAUCAAGUGGGAGUGCAAGUGUUGAGUACCUGGGAUGGAAGCUCUGGUUAACAUUGUUUCUUUUUAUUUGUUCAUGGGAAGUGGGCAUCACUGGCUGGACCAGCAUUUAUUGCCCACCCCUGUUUGCCUAGAGGGCAGUUAAAAAUAAACUACAUUGCUGGGAUAUAGAAUCACAUGUAGGCCAGACCAGGUAAGGACAGCAGUCUCCUUCCUAAAGUGUGUAGGUGCCGGAGUUGGACUGGGAUGGACAAGGCCAGAAGACACAUGACACCAGGUUAUAGUCUGAUAGGUUUAUUUGUAAUCACAAGCUUUCGGAACACCGCUCCUUCAUCACUUCACCUGAUCGGGUUGGACUAUAACCUGGUGUCAUGUGACUUCUGACCUUGUCCUUCCCAAAGGGCAUCAGUAAGGUAAGUGAGUUUCCUGACAAUCGACAAUGAUUUCAUGGUCAUCAUUAGACUCUUAAUUCCCAAUUUUCAGACUUCACCAUCUGACGUGGCACCCCGUUAUUAGAGCCAGAUGUCUGGGUUCAAAUCUCUCCUGCUCUGAAAUGAUGUCACAGCAUGUCUGAACAGGCUAAUUAAAAAUAACUACAAAAUAGUGUUGAUAACUCAGCAUCAUCUUCUGUGGAGAGGACUAUUGCAAAGUAGAAAUUUAAAAACAUCGAUCACAUCUGAAUAAAUGUGAAAGAGGAAUCUU
Molecule: messenger RNA, 5510 nt
Organism: Rhincodon typus (whale shark)
Lineage: Eukaryota; Metazoa; Chordata; Chondrichthyes; Orectolobiformes; Rhincodontidae
Exons: 28
Coding region: 748-4005 (1085 amino acids)
Molecular function (GO): protein binding
Source: RefSeq, a predicted model, not a curated record